This is a messenger RNA of Lutra lutra (Eurasian river otter), 4035 nucleotides long. It is a transcript of the gene NFX1, whose product is annotated as nuclear transcription factor, X-box binding 1. Lineage: Eukaryota; Metazoa; Chordata; Mammalia; Carnivora; Mustelidae. Gene Ontology annotation, molecular function: RNA polymerase II transcription regulatory region sequence-specific DNA binding; zinc ion binding; DNA-binding transcription factor activity, RNA polymerase II-specific. The record is from RefSeq and is a predicted model, not a curated record. Gene Ontology annotation, cellular component: nucleus. The transcript has 24 exons. Gene Ontology annotation, biological process: negative regulation of transcription by RNA polymerase II. Bases 117 to 3518 code for a protein of 1133 amino acids.
GCCAUCCACCCCGCGCGCAGAUGCGGAUAUUCUUGCGGCGCCGGAAGUCAAAGACACGUGACCGGGUGACAGCCCUCUUUAGGUUGCAGGGCUCGCUUUAGGUGUUGCGGCACGGGAUGGCGGAGGCGCCUCCUGUCUCAGGUACUUUUAAAUUCAACACUGAUGCUGCUGAGUUUAUUCCUCAGGAGAGAAAAAAUUCUGGCCUAAGUUGUGGGAGUCAAAGGAGACUAGAUUCUAAUAGGAUUGGUAGGAGAAAUUAUAGUUCACCACCUCCCUGUCAUCUUUCCAGGCAAGUCCCUUAUGAUGACAUCUCUGCUGUUCAUCAGCAUGGUUAUCCUUUGGGAAGCAAACCUAAAAGUCAACAGAUUUCUUUUCAGUCCUCUGCUUCUAACAAAUCACUCAAGAACCAUGGCCUUCAGAACCAACCUUGGCAGAAAUUGAGGAGUGAAAAACAGCAUAUCAAAGUUAAGAAAGUACAGAAUCUCACUGACCAGACCUCAGAUGCAGCUGGCUUAGAAAGUGUGGGUAGGUCAGAGAGUGGGACAAACCCCAGAGAACACAGCCCUUCUGAGAAUGAGAAGGAAAUUGUUGGUGCAGAUCCCAGGGGAGCAAAACCCAAAAAAGCAGCCCAGUUUGUGUACAGCUAUGGUAGAGGACCAAAAGUCAAGGGAAAACUCAAAUGUGAGUGGAGUUACAGAAUGACUCCAAAAUCCGAGGAUGCUGGACCUGAAAAUACCAAACCUCUGGGGGUUAUGCACCCUGACUCUUUGGAUACAUCCUUUAAAAAAGGAGUAUUGGAUGGAUAUGCAGCCAGACGCAACGAGCAGAGAAGAUACCCACAGAAAAGGCCUCCCUGGGAAGUGGAAGGGGCCAGGCCACGACCAGGCAGGAAUCCACCAAAACAAGAGGGCCAACGACUUACAAAUGCCGGACCCAGGAACAACAUGGCCCCCAUUCCAAAGGAUAAUCCUAAUGAAAGACCAGCAAAAUCUGCCUGUGACAAUGGGAACUUGGCAGUCAUCAACAAGUCUUCCAGAAGGGUUGACCCAGAAAAAUGUGCUGUAAGGAGGCAGGAUCCUCAAGUAACAUCUUUCCCCCGAGGCAAACAGAACCAUGUGCUAAAGAAUGUGGAAACUCACACAGGUUCUCUAAUUGAACAGUUAACUACAGAAAAAUAUGAGUGCAUGGUGUGCUGUGAAUUGGUUCGUGUCACAGCGCCAGUGUGGAGUUGUCAGAGCUGUUAUCAUGUGUUUCAUUUGAACUGCAUAAAGAAAUGGGCAAGGUCUCCAGCAUCUCAAGCAGAUGGCCAAAGUGGUUGGAGAUGUCCUGCCUGUCAGAAUGUUUCUGCACAUGUUCCUAAUACUUACACUUGUUUCUGUGGCAAGGUGAAGAACCCUGAAUGGAGCAGAAAUGAAAUUCCACAUAGUUGUGGUGAGGUUUGUAGAAAGAAACAGCCUGGCCAGGACUGCCCGCAUUCCUGUAACCUUCUCUGCCAUCCUGGACCUUGCCCACCCUGCCCUGCCUUUAUGACUAAAACAUGCGAAUGUGGACGAACCAGACACACAGUUCGCUGUGGUCAGGCCGCCUCAGUCCACUGUUCCAAUCCAUGUGAGAAUCUUUUGAAUUGUGGUCAGCACCACUGUGCUGAGCUGUGCCAUGGGGGUCAAUGCCAGCCUUGUCGGAUCAUAUUGAACCAGGUAUGCUACUGUGGCAGCACUUCCCGAGAUGUGUUAUGUGGAACAGAUGUAGGAAAGUCUGAUGGAUUUGGCGACUUUGGCUGUUUAAAGAUAUGUGGCAAGGAUUUGAAAUGUGGGAACCAUACAUGUUCUCAAGUGUGCCACCCUCAGCCCUGCCAGCCAUGCCCACGGCUCCCCCAGCUGGUGCGAUGUUGCCCUUGUGGCCAAACUCCUCUAAGCCAAUUGCUAGAACUUGGAAGUAGUGGUCGGAAAACUUGCAUGGAUCCUGUCCCUUCAUGUGGAAAAGUGUGUGGCAAGCCUCUGCCAUGUGGUUCCCUAGAUUUCAUUCAUACCUGCGAAAAACUCUGCCAUGAAGGAGACUGUGGACCAUGCUCUCGUACAUCAGUUAUUUCCUGCCGAUGCUCUUUCAGAACAAAGGAGCUUCCAUGUACCAGUCUCAAAAGUGAAGGUAUGACUGGGAAGGGACAAGAGGAAACAUUCUGGGAUAAAACAGAUGCUACAUUUAUGUGUGAUAAGCGGUGUAACAAGAAACGGUUGUGUGGACGGCAUAAAUGUAAUGAGAUCUGCUGUGUGGAUAAGGAGCACAAGUGUCCUUUGAUUUGUGGGAGGAAACUCCGUUGUGGCCUUCAUAGAUGUGAAGAACCUUGUCAUCGCGGGAACUGCCAGUCAUGCUGGCAAGCCAGUUUUGAUGAACUAACCUGCCACUGUGGUGCAUCAGUGAUCUACCCGCCAGUUCCCUGUGGUACCAGACCCCCUGAGUGUACCCAGACCUGCGCCAGAGUCCAUGAAUGUGACCAUCCAGUGUAUCAUUCUUGUCAUAGUGAAGAGAAGUGUCCCCCUUGUACUUUCCUAACUCAGAAAUGGUGCAUGGGAAAACACGAGUUACGAAGCAACAUCCCCUGUCACCUGGCUGAUAUCUCUUGCGGAUUACCCUGCAAUGCCACACUACCAUGUGGGAUGCACAAGUGUCAGAGACUCUGUCACAAAGGCGAGUGUCUUGUGGACGAGGCCUGCAAGCAGCCCUGCACCACCCCCAGAGCUAACUGUGGCCACCCGUGUAUGGCACCCUGCCACCCCAGCUCACCCUGCCCCAUGACGGCUUGUAAAGCCAAGAUAGAGCUGCAGUGUGAAUGUGGACGAAGAAAAGAGAUGAUGGUUUGCUCCGAAGCUUCCAGUACUUAUCAAAGAAUAGCUGCUAUUUCCAUGGCCUCUAAAAUAACAGACAUGCAGCUUGGCGAUUCAGUGGAAAUCAGCAAGUUAAUUACUAAGAAGGAAAUUCACCAAGCCAGGCUGGAGUGUGACGAGGAGUGUUUAGCCUUGGAAAGGAAAAAGCGGUUAGCAGAGGCGUUUCAUAUUAGUGAGGAUUCUGAUCCUUUCAAUGUACGUUCUUCAGGGUCAAAAUUCAGUGACAGUUUAAAAGAGGAUGCCAGGAAGGAUUUAAAGUUUGUCAGUGACAUUGAAAAAGAAAUGGAAGCCCUUGUGGAGGCCGUGAAUAAGGGAAAGAAUAGUAAGAAGAGCCACUGCUUCCCUCCCAUGAACAGAGACCAUCGCCGGAUCAUCCAUGACCUGGCCCAAGUGUAUGGCCUGGAGAGCGUGAGCUAUGACAGUGAACCAAAGCGCAAUGUCGUGGUCACUGCAGUCAGAGGGAAGUCUAUUUGUCCUCCUACCACGCUGACAGGUGUCCUUGAAAGGGAAAUGCAGUCACGGCCUCCACCACCAAUUCCUCACCACAGACAUCAGACCGACAAAAAUCCUGCAAGCAGUAAUUUACAGAAAAUAGCCAAGGAACCAGUAAUUGACUACUUUGAUGUCCAGGACUGAGAAGAUCAAGAUGCACUUAGAUAAAAGAAUGAUUAGGUGUGAUGGAGACUCGUUUGCCAGCAGAUAAAUCAUGCUUGUUCCCAGUUAACUGCCUGGUGGACUCACACACAAUCUCAGAUACUGUCUUGUACUGAUACGUCCAAAGCAUGAGUGUGUCAGAAAUCUCCUUGUCCUCUAUUCUGUGUGUAUAAAGUGUUUCAGUACGGCCAGAUCUCUGACUAGAUGGUCACUGGUGAUUCGGUUAUGUAUUUGCAGAGCCUCCACCAUCACUGUGAUUGCUCAGAGGGCUGGGGGAACAUUGGGUUUGAUUUGAACAAACCAGAAUUUUAGCCUAAAAGUGGUAUUUAGUCAUAGACUCAGUUGUCCCAAUUCUCCAUACUCUUCUUAAAAAUGCAACAUCAGCUGCGCCUCACUUUUUGGAUUAAUCCAAACUGAUCACAAUCUUCGGAAGAGCACAAGUGAACUUCUUAGUCCAAAAUACCAGAUGCAUCCAGAAUCACACGUGUUGUGUUAAACC